Messenger RNA from Drosophila santomea, 1271 nucleotides. RefSeq lists its product as uncharacterized. Gene Ontology annotation, molecular function: actin binding; muscle alpha-actinin binding. Gene Ontology annotation, cellular component: stress fiber; Z disc; adherens junction. Gene Ontology annotation, biological process: muscle structure development; actin cytoskeleton organization. Lineage: Eukaryota; Metazoa; Arthropoda; Insecta; Diptera; Drosophilidae. The record is from RefSeq and is a predicted model, not a curated record. The coding region runs from base 153 to 821 and encodes 222 amino acids. The transcript has 2 exons.
CGUAUUUGUUGCCAAAUUAUCGGCUAUAAAAGCAAGUGAUCAACUCGAGCAGCGCCAGACGAUAAAGUACCUACCGUCCGUUUCAACCGGCUUGGGAUUCAGUUUCAUCUUACCAGUUUCUAGGGGCCACACUUACUGUUGAGUACGCCACAAUGUUCGACUCAAAGAUUAAGGUGCCCAAGUACGACUCGGAUGCAUUCGACAAUGUCGAGUACGAGCUGCAGAUGACGUACACCCUGGAGACGGAUCGCCGGAUCAUGAGCUUCUACGACGCCAUGUGGGGCAUGGAGGUCACUGGCGGCAUUGACCAGUUCGAGCCGCUGACCAUUGUGAAUGUGUCGCCCUCUGGUCUGGCAAAGAGAGGAGGAAUGCGAGUGGGCGACGAGAUCACCCAGAUCAAUAAUACGCCGGCCCUGGAGAUGACCUUCAAUGAGGCUCUUCAAAUGUUCCGACAGAACUCGCGAUACGUUCGCGUUUACGUGAUGGGCGAUGACGACGCACCUGGUGAGGAGGACUGGACCUGCGAUUGCUGGUUUAAGCCCAGAAAGCCUUGGCGUCGUGACUUCACACCCAUUCAGUGGACGUUCCCCUGGAACGAUCGUCGCAAGCCCGUCUACAAGGAGUCCAACUGCUUCAUGGUGCCAAGCAAAAUGGAGGAGAAGAUUCGGGCGCGACGUGCGGCCACCUCAGCUGUUCACAAGAAGGAUGAACUGGCUCCACACACCCGCUCCCUGACGCCCACUCCCAGGCCGAAGAAUCAACCAGGUCCGAAUCUUCUCGAGACAGUACUCAGGCCCCGUGGACCUCCGCCAAGGGAUUAGAACAGCGAUCUAAUCCGUAAGAUGAUGCUGACCAGUCACAAGGAGUUGCAGGCAGCGCUGAAUCCGCUGCAGUGCAUCAGGACCUUCAAGGAUUACUCACUCAAAAGAAGGCAGACAGCUAAAUAUACAGUUAAAGUGCCAUGCAAAUGCUGAGAAACGAUUUCGAAGAGGUUUCUCUCCAGAACCGUGUCGUAAUCCUGCCCAGAAAUAAGCAGAAAAUCUAAUUAAUGGAAAAUAUAAAUGUUUAACCGUAGCUGGCAGGCAUCUGUAGAAAACAUUUGCAGUGCUUUGGGCUCGAAAUUUUGAACCAUGUUCCAAGGGAACUCUGUAAAACUGCUAACUAUAAGUAUGGUAAAACGAUUUCGAAAAUUAUUCUUCAAGGAUACUGUCGAAUAUAAACUACCUCCGCUGUGUUAUAGAAAAUAAAUAAAAAACAAUUUAAAACUCCAA